Nipponia nippon (crested ibis) is the source of this 1995-nucleotide messenger RNA. The record is from RefSeq and is a predicted model, not a curated record. NCBI's taxonomy places the organism in Eukaryota, Metazoa, Chordata, Aves, Pelecaniformes, Threskiornithidae.
AUGGCGCACCUCCUGGGCCACCCCAGCUGCAUGGAGAGCCUGCAGGCCGACCUGAGGGACCUGCAGGCAGCCAUCGCCGACGUCUCCUCCCGGGCUGGGGCUGUGCGUUUUCCCUCCUGGAAAUUCCCCAAUAAAGUGUCCUGCGACCUGGACCUGGCGGCGCUGCUGGAGCGGUACGGCUACGCCGAGAACGAUCCCGAAUUCACCCAGCACUCCCACGUGGUGCUGCUGGAGCUGGUGAUAGACAGACUGCUGCUGCUGCUUCAGAGCUUCACGGGCUACACAGAAAACCUGCUCAGCGAGCGAGCCAUCCCCCCGGUGCAGGCAGUGGGACCCUGCAUGUCCGCGGGGCUGACGGCGAGGAGGUACUGGUGCAGCAUGCUGAAACUGGGGGCCUUCUACCAGCAGCUUCUGGCCGAGAAGGUGGCUUGCAGGAAGGAGAUCCCCACGCUGCAAUCCACUUCCCAGGCUGGGAUACCUAAGAAGGAGCGCCUGAAACACUGCUCGCCUGAUGUUUUGGAGUUAAGAACUUCCACAGAGGUUGCCCGGUCUGCUUCUCUGCGCCUGUCGCUGAGUGUCCGUGCACCAGAUAGCGACGCCUCGGGCAGCUCCCCGCCCAGGGCUGCCUGCAGCGUGGCUGAGAGCAGCCGCAGCAUCCCCACACAGACAACUGCGAGAUCCCCACGCAGAUCUCCAGGACCCUGCGACACCUGCGCCAGCGCCCAGGCCAGCCUCCGCGAGGUGGGCAAAGCCAUCACCAGCAUCUGCCAGAGCCAGAACAUCCCCUCAGCUCUGAGCAGGUUCCAGGAGAUGGUGGAGGAGAGCACAGGGAGAAGGACCCUCUCUGCAACGGACAUGAGCUACUGGGCCUCAGAGCAGAGCAAGGACCUCUCCCGGAUCAGCAAACACCUCCAGAUGCUGCUGCAGCAGGUCAACCCUCUGAAGUCUGAGCUGGAAGAGUUGGCGAAACAGAAGGACAAGCUGCGGAAACAGGUUGAGGACUUUUCCCAGUUGCUUCAGGUGGAGAAGGAGACCCAAGCACAGCAGAGGAAGGAGGCCGAGCAGAACCUGGAAGUAAAGAAUAAAGAGUAUUUAGAGGCUGUAGCCAGGCUGGAGCGGGACAAGGACGACCUACGGAGAGGAGCUGCUCUGCUGGAAGAGCGACUCUCCGCCUUAAAGGAGGAGCUGGCUGCGAAGCAGGCUGCUGUGCAGGAGCUGGAGGUGACCAAGAUGACCUUGCUGGAGGAGAUGAGGACCACGAUGGUGGCCAGCAGCCGGGUGCUGGAGCUGGAAGAGAAGGUGCAGCUGCUCACCGGCCAGCAGGAGAGCCUGGGCCAGGAGCUGAGCGCCACCACCACCCAGCUAGAGAAGGAGAAGGCCAAAGUGGAGAACAUGCUGAGGCACCAGGAGUCCUUGCAGGCCAAGCAGAGAGCCCUGCUGCAGCAGCUCGACAGCCUGGACCAGGAGCGCAAUGAGCUGCAAGCCAGCCUGGGAGAGGCCGAGGAGGGCAAAGCCAGGCUGGCAGAGCAGCUGGAGGAGAGCCGGGAGCGGAGCGGGCACCAGCUACGGGCGCAGCAGGAGCUGCUGGAUGCACUGCAGCAGGAGAAGCUGAGCCUGGAACAGUCUGUCUCGGAGCUGCAGGCGAACGUCUCCAAGCUAGAGGAGCGGGUGCGGGAGCUGAAGGAGCGGGAGAGGCUCCUGGUGUUCUUCCCCGAGCUCCACGUCCCCACUGAGACUCAGUUUGAGAGCACCGGGAGCUUGACGGAGGACAUGGAGAAGCAGCUGCAGGCCAACAGCAUCCGGAUCAGUGUGCUGGAGCAGGAGAACGCGCGGCUCAGGUCUGCGCUAGCCAAGGUGAAGGCGGCUGCUGAGCAGGGCGUGCUGAAGACCCAGCUGCGUUCUCAGCUCAGCAGCCAGCACCGCGGGGAGACCGGCAGGCAGGACGCAGGAGCGGCGAUGGGUCUGUCCCUGGAGCGUGUCCGUCGGGCCAGCUAG